AGCCAACGGUGCGGGCAGAGCUGAUGGAGCAGGUGCCUCACAUUGCCAUGUUCUGCCAGGAGAACAGACCCUCCAUCCCUUAUGCUUUCUCCAAAUACUUACUGCCCAUCGUGGUGCGAUACCUCGCCGACCAGAACAACCAGGUCAGGAAGACAAGCCAGGCAGCACUGCUGGUGCUGCUGGAGCAAGAACUCAUAGAGAGAUAUGAUGUGGAGACCAAAGUGUGCCCUGUCCUCAUCGACCUGACGGCUCCCGACAGCAACGACGACGUGAAGACAGAAGCUGUGGCUAUCAUGUGCAAAAUGGCCUCCAUGGUGGGAAAGGACAUCACAGAACGACUGGUGCUGCCCAGGUUCUGUGAGAUGUGCUGUGACUGCAGGAUGUUCCACGUCCGCAAGGUAUGCGCAGCCAAUUUUGGAGAUAUCUGCAGUGUGGUUGGCCAGCAAGCCACUGAAGAAAUGCUGCUGCCAAGGUUCUUCCAGCUCUGCUCCGACAACGUGUGGGGGGUUCGGAAGGCCUGUGCUGAGUGCUUCAUGGCAGUGUCCUGUGCCACCUCCCAGGAAGUCAGGAGGACAAAGCUGUCCACCCUUUUUAUUAAUUUGAUCAGUGAUCCAUCACGAUGGGUCCGCCAAGCUGCUUUUCAGUCCCUGGGGCCUUUCAUAUCAACCUUUGCUAAUCCAUCCAGCAGUGGCCAGUACUUCAAAGAAGAAGAUGGUAAAAACCCAGAAGAUGGUGGUUCUGCACAGGAAAACAGCAGCUUUGCAAAGGAACAAGUCAGGACUGCAGAAGAUGUUACGACAGAGGAUGAGCACAGCAGGACAGAGGAUUUGUCUCCACACGUUGAUUUUGCAACAAAACUUGAAAAUACCAUUGAAGAUGAAAAUACAGUGUCAAAUAACUCCCUGAGGGAAAGUGGUUUCCAGACUGAGUCACCCUUCCAUUGCACUUUGUCUUCAGAAUCCCAUGGGGAGAUGGCUGAUGAGCAGGAGAGAGGUUCUCCUUGCCACACAGCAGGUCUGAGGGAGCCUGGCCUGAGCUCCCAGGAGACUUCUCUUUCAGAGCAGGAAUUGUACAACUCUUUCCAUUUCUGGAGGACUCCACUUCCUGAAAUAGAUAUUGACUUGGAGCUUCAGCAGGCUUCUGAGAUAGUACUGGACAGAGAGAUUCAGGAACUCACCAUGCCAGCAUCUUCAAACAUUCCUAUGGCAACAAGGAAAGAAUUGGAGGAAAUGAUAGAAAAUUUGGAACCCCACAUAGAUGAUCCUGAUGUUAAAGCACAAGUGGAGGUGUUAUCUGCUGCACUUCGAGCAUCCACUCUGGAUCCCCCAGAAGAAACCACAGCCAGCCUGGGCAAGGGGACAACAGACUCUCAGACUGAACUCACCAGCAGCAACCAGCAGAGCUUCCAGCCUAUACUGGGUGACAUUGUGCCUUUAAUUGGUGACACUGUUGAG
Merops nubicus (carmine bee-eater) is the source of this 1454-nucleotide messenger RNA. RefSeq names its product serine/threonine-protein phosphatase 4 regulatory subunit 1-like. The annotation marks the transcript as partial. The transcript is spliced from 9 exons. Lineage: Eukaryota; Metazoa; Chordata; Aves; Coraciiformes; Meropidae. The record is from RefSeq and is a predicted model, not a curated record. Gene Ontology annotation, molecular function: protein binding; protein phosphatase regulator activity. Gene Ontology annotation, biological process: protein dephosphorylation.